Messenger RNA from Anolis carolinensis (green anole), 2290 nucleotides. Its product is annotated as zinc finger protein 229. The record is from RefSeq and is a predicted model, not a curated record. Gene Ontology annotation, biological process: embryo development; regulation of transcription by RNA polymerase II; urogenital system development. Bases 733 to 1962 code for a protein of 409 amino acids. Gene Ontology annotation, cellular component: nucleus. The transcript has 2 exons. Gene Ontology annotation, molecular function: RNA polymerase II transcription regulatory region sequence-specific DNA binding; DNA-binding transcription factor activity, RNA polymerase II-specific. NCBI's taxonomy places the organism in Eukaryota, Metazoa, Chordata, Lepidosauria, Squamata, Anolidae.
CCUUCCUGCUUAUGAUUUUGUGAUCACCUUUGCUGGUUUCUGUGCAAAAACUUGGCUCUUUCGGUGUGCUUUUGAAGAUGGAAUAACUAAUUCCUUUGCCUGGUUCCGUUCCGGUGUCAAGCGGUCUUUAUCUUGUCUCUCAGUUGAGGAAAAUCUCGUUGUUUAUGCCACAUGAGUUUCCCACUACAUGCAGCACUCUGUCUGUCGAUCGAUUUCAUCCACGGGUUUUACAAUUUCUACGCUUCGCACUUUGGCCCAGCUUGGCCUCGUUUAAAAUUUUGUACUGUUCUUAUAUUUUGUUUUUCAUGCUAUUGUUAUUAUGUCUUAUUUUACUUUGUUAUUGUAUAAGCAUUUUAUUGGAUGUCGCCGUGUGCCGUCGCCGUGUGUUAAGUCCAGUCAUGUCUGACUCUGGGGGUUGGUGCUCAUCUCCAUUUCUAAGCCGAAGAGCCGGCAUUGUCCAUAGACACCUCCAAGGUCAAGUGGCCGGCAUGACUGCAUGGAGUGCUGUUACCUUCCCGCCGGAGCGGGAAAUGAGGAUUCUGUGGAUCCCGCUCUGUCGUGAAGGAAAACAAACCAGCUUCUGGUGGGCAUCGAGGAAUUUGGAAACAAAAAGAACAGUCCUAUAGGACUCAAGGAGAAAUCUUCUCAAAGUCCUGAUCGUGCUGAACUACCACACUCACUUUGGAUCAGAAAAGAAAAUAGAAGACCCAAGCAUCCGUAUUGCAGUUGAAGAUGCAUAUUGCUGUGAAUAUGGAGGAAAAACCCUAUAAAUGCUGGGAGUGUGGAAAGAGCUUCACUCGGAGGGAUUACCUGCAGUUACAUGAAAGGACCCACACUGGGGAGAAACCCUAUCCAUGCCUGGAGUGCAGAAAGAGCUUCGCUCAGAGAGGAAGUCUACGUAAACAUCAAAGGACUCACACCGGGGAGAAGCCCUAUAAGUGCCAGGAAUGCGGAAAGAGUUUUUCGGAAACUUCACAUCUACAUUCUCAUUACAGAACUCACACUGGGGAGAAGCCCUAUACAUGCCAGGAGUGUGGGAAAAGCUUCACUCAGAGUGGAGAUCUACAUUCCCACCAAAGGACUCACACUGGGGAGAAACCCUACAAGUGCACCGAGUGUGGAAAGAGCUUCACUCGGAGUGGAGAUUUAUAUAAACAUCAAAGGACCCACACUGGGGAGAAGCCCUAUACAUGCCAGGAGUGUGGAAAGAGCUUCACCGAGAGUGGAACUCUACAUGCACAUCAAAGGACUCACGCUGGGGAGAAACCCUAUACAUGCCAGGAGUGUGGAAAGAGCUUCACCGAGAGUGGAACUCUACAUGCACAUCAAAGGACUCACGCUGGGGAGAAACCCUAUACAUGCCAGGAGUGUGGAAAGAGCUUCACCGAGAGUGGAACUCUACAUGCACAUCAAAGGACCCACACUGGGGAGAAGCCCUAUACAUGCCAGGAGUGUGGAAAGAGCUUCACCGAGAGUGGAACUCUACAUGCACAUCAAAGGACCCACACUGGGGAGAAGCCCUAUACAUGCCAGGAGUGUGGAAAGAGCUUCACCGAGAGUGGAACCCUACAUGCACAUCAAAGGACUCACGCUGGGGAGAAGCCCUACACAUGCCAGGAGUGCGGAAAGAGCUUUUCUCAGAGUGGAGACCUACAUUCACAUCAAAGAACCCACACCGGGGAGAAACCCUAUGCGUGCCCAGAGUGUGGAAAGAGCUUUUCUCAGAGUGGAAGUCUACAUAGACAUCAAAGGACCCACACUGGGGGGAAACCCUAUCAAUGCACAGAAUGUGGAAAGGGCUUCUCUGAAAUCUCACACCUGUGUUCUCAUUACAGAACCCACACUGGGGAGAAACCCUAUACGUGCCCGGAGUGUGGAAAGAGCUUCACUCGGAGUGGAAAUCUCCAUUCACAUCGAAGGACACACACUGGGGAGAACGGUGGCAGCAGAGACACUCCCUGAGACAUACAAAGGCAAUUCUGAAAAUAGGAGCACCACGUUGGGACGUUCUUGCAAUACCAUGGUAGUCUUACAGAAGACCCCAGAAUUAUUGGGUGCUGGGAGAAAAUCUUUAACAUUGCCCUUACAGGGAGACCAGACUCUACGUAAACAUCGUAGAAUCCACACUGGAAAGAACUGGUGUAUUUGAUACCAGAGGGACUCUCUUAAGAUACACAACAUGUUGCAAAUGUUGGAAAUGCGAGCACAAUAUUGGAAUGUUUUCAUAUUGUGGUGGUCUUGCAGAAGGUCAAAAAUAUCGGACCCAAAUACAGGCAGUGCCAAAGUUUCA